CCAUAGGCAAAGGGUCGGGGCGAAGCCGUGCAAGGAGCCUUUUGCUUCCUUCGCAGCAAAGCUGUCGGCGGGCGCUGCACGAUGGGCUCGCGCGUCCUCGGCUCCCUCCGCAGAGCUGCGUUAUCGGGGUGCAAAGCCCAGCCAAGUCUGUAUCAGGUUUGCUCGUCUCUUGCCACAGGACCCAGGCAAGAUGUUGGCACCUUCUAUGAACUCCGUACUUAUGAUAUCAAACCAGCAAAGGCAAAGGAAUUCCUCGAGUUGGUCAAUAAAAGCAUCAACAUUCGCGUGGCUCACUCUGAGAUGAUUGGAUUCUGGACCGCGGAGUUUGGGUCAAUGAAUAAGGCUUUCCAUAUUUGGAAAUAUGACAACUUUGCCCACAGGAGAGCUGUAAGGAAAGCUGUGGUCGCUGAUAAAGAAUGGCAGGAAAGAUUGUCAGUCCUUCUUCAAUUCCUAGACAAGCAGCAUAUGGAAAUUGCUUACAUGGUCCCCUGGUGUGAGCUCGGGAGUUCUCCAAAGCCAGGAGUUUAUGAGUUGGUUACUUAUCAGUUGAAACCAGGUGGACCCGCUUUGUGGGGAAAGUCAUUUAAAGCAGCGAUUGAUGCGCACAUCAGCAAAGACUAUUCCAAACUGAUUGGUGUCUUCCAUACAGAAUACGGAUUACUUAAUACAGUUCAUGUGCUUUGGUGGUAUGAGAAUCCUGAUAGCCGUGCGGCUGGGAGGCAUUUUGCCCAUGAAGAUGCCAGGGUGGUAGCAGCAGUACGGGAGAACGUUCAGUACUUGGAAUCCCAGCAAAACAUGCUCCUGAUUCCUGCACCAUUUUCGCCUUUGAAAUAGUUCUCUAACAGAUGAAAGGCAACAAAUGAACGCAUCCUUUCUUUAUUUCGGCACUUUUAUCCUCCAAUUGCAAUGUUUGUGCCUUGAUGCAAAUUGAGUGUAGCCUUGCAAAAUGUUGAAUUGCUUGUGCGAAACUUGAUUUUCCUGCCGCUCGCUAGCAAAGAAUACACACUAGCUUGCUUAAAAAAUAUGUAGAUUCAAACUA
Messenger RNA from Podarcis raffonei (Aeolian wall lizard), 1039 nucleotides. Its product is annotated as protein NipSnap homolog 3B-like. Gene Ontology annotation, cellular component: mitochondrion. The record is from RefSeq and is a predicted model, not a curated record. The transcript has 6 exons. NCBI's taxonomy places the organism in Eukaryota, Metazoa, Chordata, Lepidosauria, Squamata, Lacertidae. The coding region runs from base 82 to 834 and encodes 250 amino acids.